GUCCCAAAGCAACGAUGAGCGCAAUUAUUCUACAAGCAGGCGCACGCGUAUACUCUUUCAGCGUGCCGGUGCAAUGUUUUGACACUGACAGACAUUUAGGUCUUCCUCGUUUCCUGGAUGUGCGAUGUAGACGUCCCAACGUGCUGAAAUAACCACGCGCUGUAUAGCGAGGGCGAGACAAGAGAUUACCCUUCGUCUGUUCAAUCAGCAGCGAUGACGCGGGACGUAGCCGAUAUAUAAGCGGGGAGAGGUUGACUAGUGAGCACGCGGUUUCUGCGAGAGGGUAGAAAAGACGUCUACUGCUCAACCAUGAAGGGUCUCUUCGGCGUUGCUGUUCUGGCCGCGGUUGUUCUGAUGGCGUCGGCUCACCAUCCGGAGUUGUGCAAAAAAGAUGGCCAGCCACUCAAGGAUCAGUUGAAGUGUCACCGAGACCAUGCUACACCUGCAUUGAACAGCAAGUUCGACAGUGUAAACAGACAACUCCAGUGCGACAGUGACUCCUGCACCGUCCGUAAGCUGUGUGCUGAAGCUGACUUCAAGACUGCUCUGAAGAAGUUCUUCACUGAGAGUGAAAUGGACGUAUUGCACGAAAUCACAAUUCACUGCUACCCUGACCGCCACCACGGUCACGACCACCACGACCACUGAGUC
Ornithodoros turicata is the source of this 651-nucleotide messenger RNA. RefSeq names its product antimicrobial peptide microplusin-like. The transcript is spliced from 5 exons. The record is from RefSeq and is a predicted model, not a curated record. Bases 310 to 648 code for a protein of 112 amino acids. NCBI's taxonomy places the organism in Eukaryota, Metazoa, Arthropoda, Arachnida, Ixodida, Argasidae.